Myzus persicae (green peach aphid) is the source of this 6073-nucleotide messenger RNA. It is a transcript of the gene Eip93F, whose product is annotated as mushroom body large-type Kenyon cell-specific protein 1. Gene Ontology annotation, molecular function: DNA binding. The coding region runs from base 518 to 4321 and encodes 1267 amino acids. Gene Ontology annotation, cellular component: nucleus. The record is from RefSeq and is a predicted model, not a curated record. Gene Ontology annotation, biological process: regulation of transcription by RNA polymerase II. Lineage: Eukaryota; Metazoa; Arthropoda; Insecta; Hemiptera; Aphididae. The transcript is spliced from 4 exons.
CAGCCUAAUGCAUGUUGCACAUUUCGUGUUCUCCAAGGACGACGGCCCGACCAACCUAAAUGAGCGGUCCUCCUGCAUUCAGAUGCACUGUGCUCGGAUGCACCAACGGGCGGUCGCAACGACUUCAAAAUAAAUUUAUUACCAAUCUGUUUAAUAUUUUUAUUUCCGUUUUACUUGUUUUACUUUUUUAAUUUCGAAAAUAAUUUUUAUUUUUACCAAUUUUUUAAUUUACUAUUCAUUUUUUUGUUUAUUAUUAUUAUCGUUAUUAUUAUUUCUCGGCAGUGUGCGUUUGUUUGUGCUCGUGUAAUUAUAUAUUAGUUCUAAGUAAAUAAUUAAUUAUUUUCGUUUUUUCAUAAAUGUAUUAAACUCGUGUUUCACGACCGUAUUCGUGCUACAACCAGCAAACGAUUAUUAUUUGGACACCGAAUUAUCCUCAAACUCAAUUUUUUGUUCGUCGCCUCACACUUGGCGGCCCAGAGAGUUCAGGCACGGGUUGGAAAGGAUCGCUGAAGAGUUAAUGGGAAGAAGAAAAUGGCACCAGUAUCAAGACAUUUUGGCGAAAAAUUAUUUACUGGAAGAGGAAUUGAUGGACCGGAGAGAAUGGGUUCCCGUCAAAACGUGUAACUCGUGUGAUGUGAACACAGACCUAAGCGUAGCGGAUCACUCACCUUCAGAACUGGAGCCAUCGUCUGAAACGGGAAGCUUGAGCGGCGGCAGUCGCAGCGCAGAGAGUCCGGAACCGGAACCGGGCAGGCGGUCGUCUUCCACACCGCCCCCGGCGGCAUCAGAGCCGUGUCGCGCCGAUGACCGGUCGCCGCCACCACCACCACUGCUGUUGCUGCCCAACCCCACGGCCGCCGCCGCCGCCGCAAUGGCCGCGGUCGCGUCUCUGAACAACUCGUCGUCGUCAUCGUCCACGGCGACGAUGACACCGGCGGGCGGGCCACCGUCGCCCAGCGCGCUGGAAUCCGCGGCCGCCGGCCUGCCGAAAUGGCUGUUGGCCGCCGCCACGCUGAGACUGCAAGAGACGACAGCCGCCGCGGCAGCAGCAGCAGCCGCAGCCGCGGCCGCGACCACGGCGGCCACUAACAGCAGGUCGCCACCCGCCCACCGUCACCAUCAACAGCAACAACAACACCAGUCGCUCGAUCAACCGCUCGAUCUCAGCGCCAAGAGCAACAAUAACAACAACAGCGUCAGCGGUCCGGGCGGCAACGCUUCGUCGUCGCCCGCGUCGUCCACGCCGUCGUGCCCAAGCCUGUCGUCUACGCCGUCGUCGUCCGAGCUGAAAAACGUGCCCGCCACCGACGCCGCCGACGUCACCAUUCACCAGUUCACGUCAGAUCUCAUCGCCACAGACAUGGUUAACCGGCUGCGUGACCUGUUACCGGGCCCGUCCUCGUCCACGUUCCUACCGCACCAACCGCUCAAUGUGCCCAUACUCACCAACAACAACCGAAACAUAUUCAAGCCCAAGAUGGUGAAACAGCCUAGUCACAUGGCCGGCCGGAAGACUUACACGGAGGAUGAGCUGCAAAAGGCGCUUCGAGACAUCCAGAGUGGCAAGUUGGGCACGAGACGUGCGGCCGUCAUAUACGGCAUACCCAGGUCAACGUUGCGGAACAAGGUGUACAAGUUGGCGCACGAACGGGACAGCAGUGGUGGCAGCGGUGUAGGAGUGGGUGUUAUCAGGGAUCCGUCGACGGGCGGAGACGACCCGUCCAAUGGACCGGUCACCGGGCUGUUGCCGUUAAGGAUGCCGUUUGAGGAUGACGACGACGAAGACAAGGACACGGUGUCCAUGGGCGAGGAUGAGUGCACAGGCAGAGAGUCGGCGGCGGCUGCAGCAGCUGCAGCAGCGGCAGCGGCGGCAUUGGCGGCGGACAGCAAGGACCGCCAUCACGUGCCACAGCCGCACCAUCAACAACCACCGCAACACCGCGGCCAGCAGCCCAGGACAGCGUCGCCGUACAUGACCGUCGAAGACUUGUUGCGGAUCACGGCGGAACAACAGCAACAAGCGGCCGCGGCCAUGCCCAACGCCGAAACGCUCAGACUAUUCCUGCAACACUACGCCAACAACAAACUGCUCCAAAACAGAACAGAACCGCAUUACCGCGGCCGUGACGUAUCGAUGGCGGACGGCCGAUCGCCAUCACCACCAUCCACCACCCCUACCGCCACCAGGUUUCCGCUACCCAUGACAGCUGACCUGUGGCCGGCGGCUGCUGCCGCCGCGGCCGCGGCUGCUGCCUUAGACCCUCAACACAUGGGAACAUAUCUAUCGCAGUUACUGUCUUCGUCUGUGGCGGCAGUGUCACCUUCGGCCGGACUAGGGUCACCGCGUUUGUUGCCGUCACAUGACAGUUCACCGCCACCACCACCGCCGCCACAGCAGCAGCAGCAGCAGCAGAUGUCUGCGGCCCACCACCAGCAUGAAUACCUCAAAGAUUUCACCGUCAAGGACUUGAUGCGCAAAAUACUGGACGAAGAGCAACAGCAGCAGCUUCAGCAGUUGCAGCAUCAGUACGGAAAAAAUUUGGCAGACCCGAGGCGGUGGUCGUCCAACGGCUGCAAUUCAUCUGAACCGAUGGACACAGUCCGCAGCAACGAUGACGACUCGAACCCAUCCAACGUCAUCCUGAGAAUACCAUCGUACAAGCCAGUUCCCGGUGGCAAGGGUAGCGAUUACGAGUUGAUGUCGUGCAACAGGGACAUUCGAUCACCGGGAAGGGCCAACAGCGUUCGGAGUGACACGUCGUCACCACCGUCGUCAUCCGGUGGUGGUGUUGGCGGCAAGCAUCCAGUCAACCUGAAAGACGUGAUCGCCAAGAGCAUCACACAAAGGUUCCAGUCGGAUCCCCCACUUCCACCGCCCAUACCAGCCGUCGAGUCGUUUGCUCGGGCCUACCAACAGUACCAGCAGCAACACCACCAUAACCAACAACAACAGCACCACCAUCACCAUCUACAGCAACAGCAGCAUGGCAUACCCACCUCGUUCGGUACUGGCAACCCCAUCAUCAGGAACCACAACAACAACAAUUUGCAGCAGGACGACUGCCGGAAACGGGUACCGACACCCACCAAUAAAACAUCGUCGGUCGUAACACCAUCGUCCACCGGCGCUGGGUUCCACACUGGUGGUUCGUCAUCAUCAUCAUCCAACUCGGCUUCAGCUGCAGCAGCGGCUGCUGCAGCUGCGGCUGCGGCGGCUGCUGGCGGUAAGGGCACCAGGCCCAAGCGCGGUAAGUACCGAAACUACGACAGGGACAGCCUGGUGGAAGCCGUGCGAGCGGUGCAACGGGGAGAAAUGAGCGUACACCGGGCCGGUUCUUAUUACGGCGUGCCGCACUCUACGCUAGAGUACAAAGUUAAAGAAAGACAUCUAAUGCGACCCAGGAAGCGUGAGCCCAAGAACCCUCCAUCUUCGUCCUCUGUGUCCGCUGCGGUUUCCGUCGAUCAUCACGCGGACCGAAAAAAGUCGUCGUCCGACCUGUCGUCUACGUCUUCGGUCGUUCGGCCAGCUGAAAAGAUGACUACCACCUCGUCAUCCUCAUCUUCGGCCACGCCACCGGCCAUCAAACUCCCCGCACACGUCCAGUUUCCGGCUCAACAACAACUGUCGCCACUCCAGACGCCCAAUGGGCUCAAAAUGUUCGAUGCCACGGGUUCGGUGGGCGCGUAUCAGCCGUCGUUCCCGUUCUGGGCCCCCAGCCCGUUCCAUGUGCCCAUGGAUUUCCAGCGGAAUCCGGCGUUCACACCAAUGUCGAUGAUGCAACGGAUCCAGGCCGAGUCACGGCUACAACACCAUCAGGCCGCGGCUGCUGCUGCCGCAUCCAUCGCCAGCCUCGGCAAGAACGCUCGUGAGGUUGCCGAAAACCUGUACGAUGGAACGGAUAAUGGCAGCUUCUUGGAUGGUAUCAUCAGGUCCAGCUUGGAGACAGGCCUCAAAUCGGCGGCUGCUAUGGCGGCCGUCCAAGCGGCGGCCAAGAACGCCGUUAAGGGAGGAGGUGGAGAAGGCAGCGGUGGAGACGAUGACUGCAGUCCGGACCGUUCGCCACGAGUAGCCGGUGCUGAAAACGACGGUGACCACCACAUGGAAGACUUAGCGGCCACCCCGCCGUCAUGCCAGGACUCGGCCGCGGACAGCGAUGACGAGAAGCCACGACCUGAGUCACCGGACGGACAGGAACAUCGCCACCAGCAGCACGACGAUUCAGAACACGAAACAAACGCUGGUCGAGCGUCCACCGCUUCUCCCGAACAUGCGACUGAAACGGAAAACGACGACGAUGACAACGCCGACGCGGUCAUCUGAGGUAAAACCGUUGGUAUACAUAAUAUAUUAAUGAUAGGUGUAAAAAACUUACUUUAAAAAAAAAAUAAUAAAAAAUUGGGAACAAAUCGAAUAAGUAUUUCGUAUAAACGUCUUAUUCGACGAUUCGUGUGUGUAAAUACAUGUAAUAAUAAUAUAUAUAUAAUAUUAUGGCGGAGUAAAGAACUCUGUGGAUGCCGACUAAGGAAAGUUUAAUAUUAUUACUAUAUAAUAGAAUAUGUGGUGUGAGUUUGUUUUGUUUCGGUAACGAUUUCGAUUGAGGAUGGAAAAUGGAAAUGAUAAAAAAAAAUAUAAUCGGUUAGUGCAAUUUUAACGUAGUUUUUGUUAAAAAUUGAAAUAAUAAUACUUUUAUGUAUAAAUUACCAAACUGCUGACGGUAAUGAAAACCACCAAGAAUAUUGUUAUUUCGCGGCGUCUUUGUGAUAAAAAAAAAUUUGUUUAUAUUCGUUUACGUUGUGUUUUUCUUUUGUAAUUUAAAAUCAAAAAAAUCUUGCGUUUUUUUAUAUGAAAUUUUAUUGCACUACCAUGUUUUAAAUCUGCGAAUAUUUUUGGUUGUAAACGUCCCAUAUUUUGUACAGUGUAAAAAAUUGUAAUAAUUUAUUUUAUUAUUAAAAUAUAUAUUAUAAAUCAUUAUUAUUUGUAGGUAUAUACUCGUAUAUAAUACGUAAUAUUGUAUUGUAUUGAUUAAUAUCACGGUCUUACGUAUGCCUAUGUAUAUUAUAUCAUAAUAUAUGAUAUUUAAUCUAAAAUUAACAUGGUAAUCGAUACAUCAGACCAGAGGGAUGUAUAUAUCUUAUUAUAUAAUACGAUACACAAUAUAUGUAUAAGAAAACCGCAUGAAAAUGUUUGUGCCAUAAAAAUAUUGAUAGUAUAUAUUGUAUAACACAAUAUUGUAAUAUGUGUACUGAGAUAUUUCAUUGGUCGAGCCCUUGGCGCUAACCGGAUGUUUAUAAUUGACUAUAUUUUCUAAUCGCGUGUUCCGUAUGAACAAACAUUUAAUUUAUUAAGUUUUUUCGUUUUAUAUACGUAAGGACGUUGUUUUUUUUUUAUCACUUCUAUAUUUGUAUGUAUAUAUAAAAAAAUUGAAUAAUUUUUAAGACUAUUAUUUUGUAUUAUUGUUCCUUUUAAACGUGUCGAGGAAAACGAUGAUUAUAUAAACUUAAAGAGCAAAUAUUAAAAAAAAAUGUAUAUAUAUUAUUUUAGUGUUCGAUUUAAAAUAAUAUUAUUAUCACGUGAAAGUCUGUAAUUUUUUUCUCGAUUUUUAAUAUAUAUUUUUUUUUUAAACUCUAAUCAUAUCAUUACGACAUUAGGUAGUUGUUUUUUUUUUAUAUAAUAUAUAUAUAGAGAGGAAGGUUGUGCUUUGAUUAUAUUAUGUACUCAUUCGGCCGCAAUCAAACCUGUGUGUAAGGAGAAUGAUAAAAUCGAUUUACAUUCCAUACAAUGCGAUAAUAUAUUACAUAUAUAUAACUGCUGAACUCAAAUUUUAUCUCCAGUUUUUCGUGACAUUUUUUUUAAAGCCCAAAGACAGCAAAGCAUUCCAAAAUAAAACGUUUUUUUUAAAAUAUACUUACGUUUAUAAUAUAACGAGUAUCGUGUUCAUUUGCAUUUGUAAUUUUCCGGGGGGAAGUGGGAUAUAUAAUAUGACAGAGCGUUACAGAACUUAUGGAUUUAAUGUUGUAUAUUGUUAUUGAUAUUAAUGUGUAAUCAAAUAAUUUGUGUUCAUUGAAAAAAAAA